Molecule: messenger RNA, 1113 nt
Organism: Tripterygium wilfordii
Lineage: Eukaryota; Viridiplantae; Streptophyta; Magnoliopsida; Celastrales; Celastraceae
Product: glutaredoxin-C5-like
Exons: 1
Coding region: 463-852 (129 amino acids)
Source: RefSeq, a predicted model, not a curated record
CCUUGUAUUAAUUAAUUAGGAUAAUGAUUUAUUUUUAAGAAAGGAAGUAAAUGUAAAUGGGACCAAAAGGAAAGGGAGGAGAGUCUGAACAGUGCAUGAAGGUCACGUCAAGCCUGGAGAGAAGGAACGAACAAACAAGAACUCAACCAGCCGUCUAUUAAGCACUUAUCACACUCUCCCUCCGUUUACUACUCAUAAAGCAUCUGCUCUCUCUCUCUCUCUGUUAUCACACACACACACAACGUCACAACCCCAUUACUUAUCAUAAUCUUCCAAUAUUACUAUUAAGUGCGUGAUUAAUCUCACAUGAUCAAAAACUCUACAACUCUCCAUCUCUCUCUCUAUCAAGCAUGCGACCAACUUCAUUGCUUUUUCUUGCUCUCUCACUAGUAAGCUAGCUCUCACUCUCUCGGUCUCGGAUACCUUAAAGCCUGCAAAUUAAGGCCCAAUUAUCUCCCCAAAAUGCAUUACCAAACGGAGUUGUGGACUUCCUAUAACAUCCCAACAAGAUCAACCGCCAUGUCCAUGGACCCAUUUGAGCGAAUUGAGAGACUGGCAUCAGAGAACGCAGUGGUGAUUUUCAGCAUCAGCAGUUGCUGUAUGUGCCACGCCAUUAAGAGCCUCUUCUGUGGCAUGGGUGUGAAUCCGACUGUUUACGAGCUCGAUGAGGACCCAAGAGGGAAGGAGCUGGAGAAUGCUCUCACGAGGCUUUUGGGUAGCUCCACCUCCACUGCUGUUCCUGUGGUGUUCAUUGGAGGUAAACUUGUUGGUGCCAUGGACAGAGUCAUGGCUGCACAUAUUAAUGGCAUUCUUGUUCCUCUGCUUAAAAAUGCUGGUGCUCUCUGGCUCUGACAUUUCCCCUGUUUUUUUCUGUACAAAGUUUGGGGGAAAAAGAAGAAGAAAAAAAGACUUAUAGCUAGAGCGAGGUAACUAAGAAAUAUUGAAACAGAGGACGAGGAGUAGUGGUUGUUUUGUUGAAGUGCUUCUCCGUUGUGGGAAUUACAAAUUGACACUUGUCACUAUAUGUCUUGGUUUAGUUUCCAUCUUUUCUUUUCUUUUCUUUUUUUGUGUCUUGUUUUGUGUCGUUCUUUGCUUUUGAGAAGUGUAAUAUGC